Molecule: messenger RNA, 2748 nt
Organism: Ictalurus furcatus (blue catfish)
Lineage: Eukaryota; Metazoa; Chordata; Actinopteri; Siluriformes; Ictaluridae
Product: probable ATP-dependent RNA helicase DDX5
Exons: 12
Coding region: 120-1412 (430 amino acids)
Biological process (GO): alternative mRNA splicing, via spliceosome
Cellular component (GO): cytoplasm; nucleus; ribonucleoprotein complex
Molecular function (GO): RNA helicase activity; ATP binding; RNA binding
Source: RefSeq, a predicted model, not a curated record
AUGUUUUUGCACCCGGCCGGCAUUUUACAGAAGCCAUUUUGUAGUUGGUCGUAAAGGACUUGCGAAUUAAAUAAUAUAUUUUUUACUAUAUAUUUUUUUCCCACAUUUAAAGUUUAGCCAUGCCUGGAUAUUCAGACAGAGACCGUGGAAGAGAUAGAGGUUAUGGCAGUGGUGCCCCUCGUUUCGGUGGAGGCCGCAGUGGCCCUCCUCUGUCUGGAAAAUUCGGCAAUCCCGGUGACCGACUGCGCAAACGACACUGGAACCUUGACGAGCUUCCUAAAUUUGAGAAAAACUUCUACAAAGAGCAUCCUGAAGUCACCCGGAGAUCGAUGCAAGAGGUUGAACAGUACCGCAGGGCCAAAGAAGUUACAGUCAAAGGCAGAGAUUGCCCAAAGCCUAUUAUUAAAUUUCAUGAAGCCACCUUCCCAAAUUAUGUCAUGGAUGUAAUCAAGAAGCAGACAUGGACUGAGCCCACUCCCAUCCAAGCUCAAGGCUGGCCGCUCGCGCUUAGCGGAAAAGACAUGGUCGGCAUCGCCCAAACCGGCUCUGGAAAAACCCUGGCGUACCUGUUACCAGCCAUUGUGCACAUUAACCACCAGCCAUUCCUUGAGCAUGGAGAUGGUCCUAUUUGCCUGGUGCUGGCCCCCACUCGUGAGCUGGCUCAGCAGGUGCAGCAGGUCGCUGCAGAGUAUGGACGAGCCUCCCGCCUAAAGUCAACUUGUAUCUAUGGAGGAGCUCCCAAAGGACCCCAGAUUCGAGACCUUGAGAGAGGUGUUGAGAUCUGCAUCGCCACCCCUGGUCGUCUGAUCGACUUCCUGGAGGCAGGAAAGACCAACCUGCGGCGCUGCACCUACCUGGUGCUGGAUGAGGCUGACCGCAUGCUGGACAUGGGCUUUGAACCACAGAUCCGCAAAAUUGUAGAUCAGAUCCGUCCUGACAGGCAGACUCUAAUGUGGAGCGCCACUUGGCCCAAAGAGGUGCGUCAGCUGGCCGAAGAUUUCCUGAAGGAGUACGUUCAGAUCAACGUUGGAGCUCUGCAGCUCAGCGCCAACCACAACAUCCUGCAGAUUGUCGACGUCUGUAAUGACGGAGAGAAGGACGAUAAACUAAUCCGCUUGCUGGAGGAGAUCAUGAGCGAAAAGGAGAAUAAGACCAUCAUCUUUGUAGAGACCAAAAGACGGUGUGAUGAACUGACCCGGAGGAUGAGGAGAGACGGAUGGCCUGCCAUGGGAAUUCAUGGAGAUAAAAGUCAGCAGGAGAGAGACUGGGUCCUGAACGAAUUCAAGUACGGUAAAGCGUGCAUCCUCAUCGCGACAGACGUGGCCUCACGCGGAUUAGGUGCAGUCUUUGUGGCAGGGCCUAGGCAUGACAAGCCCCAAGGCCGGCAGAGGGGGAAGGAGAAGUGGAAGUGAGCGACUGGCGGCCACCCAGUCGCUUAGAGAGGUGAAAUUUAUUGAAAGAGAAAAUGUCCGAGCUCAGCUCUGUGUGCCAGUAACCUUCAAUAAGGCAGUGUGGCUAAGCCUUGGCUAUGAUAACCUAGUUUUAAUAAUAUACACCUGUUCUCUGUCCAUGGAUUAUCUUUAACAAAUACACGUUUUGGUAACGGUUAAUCUAGCCAUCUUUCUAUCUCAAACUACCAAUGAAUUAAAGCUUGAUGCUGUUUGUUUUUUGCCUUGCAUGCAGUCUGUAAGAGCGUUUGUAUGGCAAGUGGGCGCUUGUUUGAGAUUUGGAAAGAUCCUUCUCGAUGCAUGGAAGUUUACAAGCAAUAAUUAGAGGUUUAGUGACCUUUUUCUUCCUGACUCAAAGCGCUGGUGUUCAUGGAACGGAGAGAGCAGUUUUUCAACUUCCUGUAUCUCAAUUGGUGAGACUGGCACAUGUAUAAAGGGGCUCUGGGACAUCUGUAGACAGUGGAGCAGAACGUUUGAAUCUUAGAGAGAGAAAAAAAAAAAAGAAAAACUCGACAAUUAAAUCGACAGCAAUGACUAUCCAAUUCCACGAUUGAAGUUCCUCCCUCGCCUGCAUUUUUCGUUCUUUUCAAAAAAGUCAUGUCGAGACCUGCCAACGAGAGACAUUUUCUCAAGUGAACACUGGCUUCUGGGAGCAUCUUGCCUAGACGAGACUGUGAUGAGGGAUUUUGCGGUCGCUCAUUAAUAACCUCAAACAGAAUGGGUGGGGGAAGGAAGCAACUAAGCAACACUGGUUUUCCCCCUUCGUGUUGGUACUUUUAGCUCUUUUGGGUCCCCUCAUGUUAGCCAUGGUCUGUUUGGUCUGGGCAAGACGGCAGUGUGGCCUUUAUUAGCGAGCUUCUUAUGAGUGUGCUGAAAGGGGGGGAACCUUUUUUUUUAAGAAAAAAAGAAAGGAAAAAAAAAAAAAGGACCUAUAAAGCGAAAAAGCCGAGCCGAACGGUCCUGUGUCGGCACACGAGGAGGCAAGAGUGCGCAUAGUGGCCCUACUGCGUUAGAAGCACCCGGAUGUCACUUGACAAUUUGUGGGGAGUUGGCUGCAUUGGGAAAGGACUAGUGAAUGCAUACUCCUUAAUGGUAAGAUGUUUAUUCUCAUGGUUUGAUAAACAAAAAGAGGGAGGGAGGUGUAUGGUGAUUGUUAGGUCUGUUUUCUGUUUAAUUUUCUGUUUUUUUUUUUCUUUUUCUUUUUAAUUUGGGGAUUAAAGCAAAUGGAGUGUGCAUCCUUUUUCUCUUCCCAUGGUAGUGUUCCCACUGAGACAAUUGUUUGUUAUAUAUAUAUAUAUAU